Molecule: messenger RNA, 1005 nt
Organism: Phodopus roborovskii (desert hamster)
Lineage: Eukaryota; Metazoa; Chordata; Mammalia; Rodentia; Cricetidae
Product: cerebellar degeneration-related antigen 1
Exons: 2
Coding region: 1-1005 (334 amino acids)
Source: RefSeq, a predicted model, not a curated record
AUGUUGGAAGACAAGCAGAUGCUGGAAGCCCUGGAGAUGCUGGAAGACCUGGAGGUGGAGGAAGACAUGUACUCCUUGGAAGAUGUGGAUUUGGGGGAAGACGUGGAUUUUUCGGGAAGACGUGGAUUUCCGGGAAGACAUGGAUUUUCAGGAAGACGUGGAUUUUUCGGGAAGACGUUGAUUUUCAGGAAGACGUGGAUUUUGGGAAGACGUCGAUUUUUCAGGAAGACGUCGAUUUUUCGGGAAGACAUGGAUUUUGGGAAGACAUCGAUUUUUUGGGAAGACGUGGAUUUUGGGAAGACAUCGAUUUUUCGGGAAGAUAUGGAUUUUCAGGAAGACGCUGAUUUUUGGGAAGACGUCGAUUUUGGGAAGACAUCGAUUUUUCAGGAAGACAUGGAUUUUUGGGAAGACGUGGAUUUCUGGAAGACGUGGAUUUUGGGAAGACGUGGAUCUUCGGGAAGACGUGGAUCUUCGGGAAGACGUGGAUCUUCGGGAAGACGUAGAUUUUGGGAAGACGUGGAUCUUUGGGAAGACGUGGAUUUUGGGAAGACAUCGAUUUUUCAGGAAGACAUGGAUUUUGGGAAGACGUGGAUCUUCGGGAAGACGUGGAUCUUGGGAAGACAUGGAUUUUGGGAAGACGUGGAUCUUCGGGAAGACGUGGAUUUUGGGAAGACGUCGAUUUUUCAGGAAGACGUGGAUCUUCGGGAAGACGUGGAUCUCGGGAAGACAUGGAUUUUGGGAAGACGUGGAUCUUCGGGAAGACGUGGAUUUUGGGAAGACGUCGAUUUUUCAGGAAGACGUGGAUCUUCGGGAAGACGUGGAUUUUGGGAAGACAUCGAUUUUUUGGGAAGACAUGGAUUUUGGGAAGACGUGGAUCUUCGGGAAGACGUGGAUUUUGGGAAGACGUGGAUCUUCGGGAAGACACAUGGAUUUUGGGAAGACGUGGAUCUUCGGGAAGACGUGGAUUUUGGGAAGACGUGGACUUCCUGGAAGCUAUGGAUUUAA